UUGACCUUAGGUACUUUCAAGCAUUGUGCUCUUCGGUCUUUAAGCCAGAAAUCUUUGCAUGCAUGGCUGCACUCGUAUCCAUCCAUGCUCACCCAUCUUUCCUCCAAUUGCAUAUGAGCCGAGCGAGCCAACGAGGCCCCAAAUUAAGCAUCCAUCCAUGGAGCAGCUCCGUCAGGUGGGCGAGGCCCUCGGCGGCGUCGCCGCCCUCAUGGCCUUCCACCACGAGCUCCGCGUCAACCCGCGCCAAUGCCGCCUCCUGGCCGACGCAUGCGCGCUCGCAUUCGACGCCGUCGCCGCCGAGGUGCGCGCCCACCUCCGCUUCGACGACCGCCUCGUCGGCAGGUGGAGGCCCCUCGAGUCCCCGCUCCGCGAGCUCCAGCGCGCCGUCCGCGACGCCGAUCACUACAUCCGGCACUGCCUCGGCGACACGCACGGCGGCGGCAAUACCAGCUGGUGGGCGCGCGCGGUCGUGGCCACGCAUGGCGUCGAGUGCGUUGAGCUGCACAUGCACAGCCUCCUCUGGUGCGUCGCCGUCGUGCUCGAGGCCGUCGAGGUUGCCGCGGAGGCCGCCGCGUCGUCCGACCCCGAUGAGCUCGCCCGAAGCCGGACGCUCUUUGGUAGAGAUUACGACAAAGAUCUCAUUGAUCCGGCCCUGUUCCGGCGAAGCAAGGUCGGCAUGGCAUACUUGUCCACGCAAGAGCUCAUCGCCCGGUUGGACACGGCGUGGAAGGAGGACAGGUGGCUCCUCUCCCAGCUGCUCGACGAAAUGAAACAAGGCUCCUCCAAGCCGAUGUCACGGCACGAGCACCGGCUCGCCGACCUCCUAGCCGCGCCACGUGGAAAGCUGCACCCGGCAUCCGCGCUCCUCGCCGGCGGCGACUUCCACAUACGGCGGCGCCUGGGCGGCAGCCUCAAGGAGGCGCAGUGGAUGGGGGAGGCCAUCGCCGUGAAGCAUUACAUCGGGGUGGACGCCGACGACGCCGCGGUCUGCGCCGAGAUCGCGCUGCUCACCUCCGUGGCGCACCCGAACGUGGCGCACUGCCGGUACUGCUUCCACGACGAGGAGAAGCGCGAGGCGUUCCUGGUCAUGGACCAGCUCAUGGGCAAGGACCUCGGGUGCUACGUCAAGGAGGUGACCGGCGGCGGCAAGCGGACGCCGCGCGCGCCGCUCCCGCUCGUCGUCGUCGUGGACACGAUGCUGCAGAUCGCGCGCGGCAUGGAGCACCUCCACUCAAAGAAUAUAUACCACGGCGACCUCAACCCGUCCAACGUGCUCGUCAAGCAGAGGCACGGCGCCGCCGACGGGUACGUGAUCAUCAAGGUCGCCGGGUUCGGCGGCCACUCCGCCGCCACAGCGACUAGCCCCGCCCGGAAGGCGUCGCAUGCCACCGCCGGAACAAACGCAAACGCAAACGCCAAUGGCAGUGGCAAUGGCGGUGCGAACCCAUGCAUAUGGUACGCGCCGGAGGUACUGGAGAACGACGAGGCCGCGGCGCGGCGCACGGAAAAGGCCGACGCGUAUAGCUUCGGCAUGAUUUGCUUCGAGCUGAUCACCGGCAAGAUCCCGUUCGAGGACAACCACCUGCAGGGGGACAACAUGAGCAAGAACAUCCGCGCCGGCGAGAGGCCGCUGUUCCCGUUCCAGGCGCCCAAGUACCUCACCGGCCUCACCAGGCGCUGCUGGCACGCCGACCCGGCGCAGCGCCCGUCCUUCAGCUCCAUCUGCCGCGUGCUACGCUACGUCAAGCGGUUCCUCGUCCUGAACCCGGAGCAGCAUGAUGCGCCGGCGCCGGCGGUGGACUACCUCGACAUGGACGCGAUGCUGCAGAGGAAGCUCCCGGCGUGGCAGGGCAGCGCGUCGGCGCCUCGCGUGUCCGACGUGCCGUUCGAGAUGUACGCGUACAGGGUGAUGGAGAAGGAGAAGGGCAAGGCGGCACCCGGGAUCCUGCACAUCUCCGACUCCGGCAGCGACGGGAACUCGCUGUGCGGGGACGAGAGCGUCCAUAGCGCCGCGACGCUGCCAGACAUUGCUGAGACAGCCUCGCCCACCACCUGGUCGAGAUCGCUGUCGGCGAGGAGCAGCGGCAGCGGCAGCGGCAGGAUGCCGCCGGCGCUGUCGUCGCCGCGAAGGCCGGCUGGCAGGGCGGCCGCCGCCAAAGCAGAAUGGCGUGCGUUCGUGCGUCUCGCUGCAGGACCGCCGCAGAAGUCGAGGUCGAUGGGGGUGGUACGGCAGCCGCUGCCGCAGCUGCAGGUCAUCCGACGUACGCCGAGGAUAAUGUCCGACGGGCAGUUGCAAGCGGCUGUGAUUCCACAAUCCCGCCGGCGUGGGAACGGUGGUCACGCUUCAGACUCGGAAUUAGCCUAGAAAUGCAAAUGCCAGAUUGUAUCUUGACGA
Messenger RNA from Lolium perenne, 2395 nucleotides. RefSeq lists its product as uncharacterized. Gene Ontology annotation, biological process: protein phosphorylation. Gene Ontology annotation, molecular function: protein serine/threonine kinase activity; ATP binding. The record is from RefSeq and is a predicted model, not a curated record. Lineage: Eukaryota; Viridiplantae; Streptophyta; Magnoliopsida; Poales; Poaceae.